Messenger RNA from Trichoplusia ni (cabbage looper), 679 nucleotides. It is a transcript of the gene Coa8, whose product is annotated as APOPT family protein CG14806, mitochondrial. Gene Ontology annotation, cellular component: mitochondrion. The transcript is spliced from 2 exons. Bases 91 to 582 code for a protein of 163 amino acids. NCBI's taxonomy places the organism in Eukaryota, Metazoa, Arthropoda, Insecta, Lepidoptera, Noctuidae. Gene Ontology annotation, biological process: intrinsic apoptotic signaling pathway. The record is from RefSeq and is a predicted model, not a curated record.
ACAGCUGAUUUUGACAGUUCCCUGUUAUAGUUUGUGUUUUUCAGAAGUGUUCAAAAAAUGUGAUUUUAUUAUAUUUUCUAAUUAAUUAAAAUGAUCUCGAAUCGAAUUAUAAAGUUUAACAGGCAUAAAUCAUGUCUACUUGUGUCACGAAAUGCGAGCACUACGCCGGAUACGAAGUCAAUUCAACCUCCUAACCCAAGGAGGAUAAGUUCUGAUAUGGUCGGGCCCCCCGACCCCGUGUCCAACCUUAGGAAGGUGAUAUUUAGGAUACCUCCGAACGAAACUGAGUUAGAAAGAAAGUAUAGAGAACUGAGGACAGAGGUUCAAGAAUGGAAUCAAAAGUUUUGGGAGAAACACAAUUCUAGGUUUUAUCAGGAAAGAGAAGAAUACCUUAAGAAAAAUAUGCCCACAGACAAACAGAACCUUACUGCAGAUGAAAUGAGUGUGUUUUACAAAGCUUUUUUAGAUAAAAACUGGAAACUUCACCUGAAUUAUAAUGUAGAAUGGUACAAAAAGAAUUUCGCCCUACUAAGCCUAGCUAUAAGAGUAAAGCUAAUGAAGCUAUUUAGAUUUAAAGAUUAGGUCCAUUAUCAGAUUUUAUAGGCAAUUGUUUGUAAAUGAAGAAUGUUUAUUUUGUAUUAAUAAAAUAAUAUAUAAAUAAAGUAUCUUUGUUAAUUUA